This is a messenger RNA of Microcebus murinus (gray mouse lemur), 4975 nucleotides long. The record is from RefSeq and is a predicted model, not a curated record. NCBI's taxonomy places the organism in Eukaryota, Metazoa, Chordata, Mammalia, Primates, Cheirogaleidae.
GGAAAGGGGAAAUUCUUGGGGUUAAAGUCCAGCAGGUGGAAGGACCAGGCCUGGGACUCCUGGGUCCCUCGGCAGUGUGUGGAGACAUGGCCAGGGCUGGCGGGGGCCUCGGGGCCUGGGGGAGCCUGGUGCUGCUGGGCCUGUGCAGCUGGACAGGGGCCAGGGCAGCCGCCCCCGACCCGGUGAGGAACCUGAGAGUAGCGGCUCAGACCAACAGCUCCAUCUCCCUGAGCUGGGACGUCCCUGACAGCACAGCCACGCAGAACUACAGCUACUGGGUCUGGUGCACUGGAAAUGAUGACAGAAAUGAGACCCGAAUCACAACAGACACCAAUGUCACAGUGGACAGACUUGAACCCGGGUCUUCCUAUGCAUGUUCUGUACGGGUGGAAGCGGAGGGACUCCUUAGCACCAUAGAGAGUCUCAAUACCACCACGGCUCCCAACCCAGUGAGGAACCUGAGAGUGGAGAAUCAGACCAACAGUUCCAUCUCCCUGAGCUGGGAGGUCCCCGAGGGCCCCGAGGCACAGAACUACACCUACUGGGUCCAGUGCACUGGAGAUGAUGGCAAAAAUGAGACCCAAAACAUGACAAGUGCCAGUUACACAGUGGGUGGACUUACAUCGACGUCCUUGUAUGAAUUUUCUGUGUGGGCCGAGAAGGAUGGAGUACCUGGCUCCAAAGUGACCCUCAAGGCAGCCACAGCUCCCAACCCAGUGAGAAACUUGAGAGUGGAGAAUCAGAACACCAGCUCCAUCUCUCUGAGCUGGGACGUCCCCGAGGGCCCCGAGGCACGGAACUACAUCUACUGGGUCCAGUGCACUGGAGAUGAUGACAGAAAUGAGACCCGAAACACAACAGACACCUGGGUCACAGUGGACGGACUUGAACCCGGGUCUUCCUACGCAUGUUCUGUACGGGUGGAAGCGGAGGGACUCCUUAGCACCAUAGAGAGUCUCAAUACCACCACGGCUCCCAACCCAGUGAGGAACCUGAGUGUGGUGGGUCAGACCAACAGCUCCAUCUCCCUGAGCUGGGACGUCCCCGAGGGCCCCGAGGCACAGAGCUACACCUACUGGGUCCAGUGCACUGGAGAUGAUGGCAAAAAUGAGACCCGAAACAUGACAAGUACCAGUAUCACAGUGGGUGGACUUACAUCAGCGUCCUUAUAUGAAUUUUCUGUGUGGGCGGAGAAGGAUGGAGUAGCUGGCUCCAAAGUGACCCUCAAGGCAGCCACAGCUCCCAACCCAGUGAGGAACUUGAGAGUGGAGAAUCAGACCAACAGCUCCAUCUCCCUGAGCUGGGAUGUCCCCGAGGGCCCCGAGGCACAGAGCUACACCUACUGGGUCCAGUGCACUGGAGAUGAUGACAGAAAUGAGACCCGAAUCACAACAGACACCUGGGUCACAGUGGACGGACUUGAACCCGGGUCUUCCUAUGCAUGUUCUGUACGGGUGGAAGCGGAGGGACUCCUUAGCACCAUAGAGAGUCUCAAUACCACCACGGAACCCAACCCAGUGAGGAACCUGAGUGUGGUGGCUCAGACCAACAGCUCCAUCUCCCUGAGCUGGGACGUCCCCGAGGGCCCCGAGACACAGAGCUACACCUACUGGGUCCAGUGCACUGGAGAUGAUGGCAAAAGUGAGACCCGAAACAUGACAAGUACCAGUGACACAGUGGGUGGACUUACAUCAGCGUCCUUAUAUGAAUUUUCUGUGUGGGCGGAGAAGGAUGGAGUACCUGGCUCCAAAGUGACCCUCAAGGCAGCCACAGCUCCCAACCCAGUGAGGAACCUGAUAGUGGAGGCUCAGACCAACAGCUCCAUCUCCCUGAGCUGGGACGUCCCUGAGGGCCCCGAGGCACAGAGCUACACUUACUGGGUCCAGCGCACUGGAGACGGUGGCAGAAAUGAAUUUGGAAACACAACAAACAACAGGGUCACAGUGGACGGACUUGAACCAGGAUCCUCGUAUGAAUUCCAGGUGUGGGUGGAGAAGAAUGGAGUGCGUAGCUCCGGGCAGAGUCUCAGCAGCUCCACAGUCCCCAACACUGUGACAAGUCUCAGUGUGCAGGACCAGACCAAAAACUCCAUCACCUUGAGCUGGGCAGCUCCCGAGGGCCCAGGUCAUUUUAUCUACACCUACUGGGUCUCAUGGGUCGACGAGGGCAUUAUUGACCCUAGGAGGCAGAACACCUUAGACACUGGAAUCACCCUAAGAUUGGAAUCUGGGAGCCUGUACAACCUCACCAUCUGGGUGUAGGGGAAGGAAGUCAGAGGCUAUCCCUGGACCCUUGGUGUAGCAACCGCGCCCAGUGAGGUCAUGGAUCUGCAGACAAGAACUCAGACCAACAACUCAGUCACCCUGUGGUGGAAGGCCCCCGAAGACCCCUACUCUCAGCUCUACAUAUACCAGGUCCAGUGGGCCAGCGGGGGACACCCUCAGAGGGCGCAAGAUCUCCAAGGAGACUGGGCCAACCAGACAAGCAGGACCAAUGAGACUUGGUACGAGGUGGAGGCCCUGGAACCUGGGACUCUGUACAACUUCAGCGUAUGGGCAGUGAGGAACAAUGUAACCAGUUCCACACAGAGCCUCCGGGCAUCCACAGCCCCAGACUCUGUCACCGUCAUAUCCUGUGCCAGCACCUCGGGGGGUUAUGGGGUCAUCCUGACCUGGUCCUGCCCCUCAGGGGGCUACGAGGCCUUCGAGUUGGAAGUGGGCGUGCAGCGGGGCUCCCAGGACAGGUCUGCAUGUGGACAGGGCGUGCCUGUGUCGGGCCUCGGGCCGGCUCGGUCCUACCCGGCCACCAUCACCACCGUGUGGGGCGGAAUGAGGGCCCAGUCUGCCCCGGUGACCUGCCACACGGAGAGUGCAGGGGUCAUUGCUGGAGCCAUCGUGGGCGUCCUCCUGUUCCUCAUCCUGGUGGGCCUGCUGGUGUUCUUCCUGAAGAGGAGGAGGAGCCGAGAGAAAGCCUGCAAGGAUCUGGCCCUCAGCUUCCCAGAGUACAUCCUGGCCAAAGACUUCGCUGAACACGUCAGGAAGAACGAGGAGGACAGCAAUUGGGGCUUUGCGGAUGAGUACCAGCAACUGGCCCUGGAGAGCUGGGGCCACUCUCAGAUGGUGGCCUCAGCUCCAGAGAACUGUGCCAAGAACCGCUACACAAACGUGCUGCCAUAUGACUGGUCCCGGGUGUCCCUGAAGCCCCUCCACGGGGAACCAGGCUCUGACUACAUCAACGCCAGCUUCAUGCCUGGUCUCCACAGCCCCCUGGAGUUCAUUGCAACCCAGGGCCCCCUGCCGAACACCGUGGGCGACUUCUGGCGCCUGGUGUGGGAACAGCAGAGCCGUACCCUGGUCAUGCUGACCAACUGCAUGGAGUCCGGCCGGGUGAAGUGUGAGCAUUAUUGGCCCCUGGACGCCCAGCCCUGCAUCUACGGGCACCUGCGGGUGACCCUGGUGGGUGAGGAGGUGACGGAGAACUGGGCGGUGCGCGAUCUGCUGCUCUUCCAGGUGGAGGAGCAGAAGACCCUACCGGUGCGUCAGUUCCAGUACCUGGCCUGGCCGGAUCACGGUGUCCCCCACUCCCCAGACCCCUUGCUGGCCUUCUGGAAGAUGCUCCGGAUGUGGCUGGACCAGGCGGUGGAGGGAGGCCCGCCCAUUGUGCAUUGCAGUGCUGGCGUGGGCCGCACCGGCACCCUCAUUGCCCUGGAUGUCCUGCUUCGGCAGCUGGAGUGCGAUGGCUUCGUAGGGCCCUUCAGCUUUGUGAAGAAGAUGAGAGAAAGCCGGCCGUUGAUGGUGCAGACAGAGGCCCAGUAUAUAUUCCUGCACCAGUGCAUCCUGCGGUUCCUCCAGCAGUCAGCCUCAGUCUGGGAGGAGGCCACGUAUGAGAACGUGACAAACCUCAUCUACGAGAACGUGGCUGCCAUCCAGGCCCAGGAGGUGGAGGCAUAAGCUAGGAGAGGGCUGAGCAGGCAGCCCAGCUACACACAAGCUCUGGGUCCACACUGGAGCCCAGAUACCUGGAGGAGUGGAGGGUUGGAGUCCCAGACUCCUGGGCCCUGUGGAGGGGGGUGACUAGGAGCCUAAACUCCUGUUUCUCCAGGGGAGAGGGGUCUGCGUCCACUCAUGAGUCCUGUGGGAGCUGGGGCCUGGACGCCUGGCUGCUUGUAGGGGAAGUGUGGGAGCUUGCAUUUCCCUGUUCUUUGAGGGAGAAGGAAGCAGCAAGAACCAGGCUGGAACCUGGAUUCUGAGAGAGGAAGAAGUUAGGGCCUGGAAUUCUGGCUACCCAAAGAGCAAGGGCAGGCAGGAUCCUGCCCUGCUUUUACGUCAGAAAACAAAUCAGUCUUCUAUGAUCUGGGGUUGGAGGGAGUUACUCUGCUUGAGGUCUCCCUGAACCUCCCAUCUGCAUAUAGUUUCUCAUCUAUCCCAUAAUUUAUUAAAUCACUGUUCUCAGAAAUGGUUGCGCCUGUGGAUUUAUGAGUCUGGAAAUGAUAGCGGGACAGGAGUGGGGAUGAGUUUUUGACAUCUAGGUACAGAGGCAAACGUCCCAGCGAGGGGACUAGAGGGACCCACGAUUUUGCAGGUUAAUAUAGGUUUGGAUGGUUAAGUCUCUCAGAGAAGGCUGGGUCCAGAUGUCUGUAUCCAGGGUCUGGACAGUAUGGGUGGGGUUUGUCGGAGCUGGAGGCGUGGGGGCUGCCUCCUGGGCUUGGCGUUAGGGGAACCCAGAGAGGGUGAUGUCUGGGGGCUGUUAUGCUGAAUACCAUCUGAAUACUUGGGUCUCCAGAGGGGUCUCCUGGGUCCCAGGACUAGAUAGAUACCAUGGCACCCAGUUCUUUGGGCUGCACUGGGUGUGUGUUUUGUGUGUGUGUUGGGGCACGGGGAGCGGUGUGGAUGGCCGACAGCUGGACCAGAAGGCAGAAAAUUCUGAGGCAUCAGGAUAAACAUCGGUGGGCGCCACCAUGGUUCGCGGGUGAGGG